AUGACCGUUGGGAGCCCAACAGAUAUGCAUCAAAGAAAAGCAGAAAUGACUAGACACUGUUAUGCUUUUAUUGCUUUACUGGGUGGUUAUGUUGUGGAGGAAGGCUUCAUCAGUUUCAAUGCUCGCCAAAUCAUCUUAUCUGAGCCAACAACAACAGAGCUUGUCGAGAAACUCGAGGAAUAUGUUCCUUGUCAUGAAAGAGUUGCUUCGAAGUUGAACUGGGAGAUGGAGCAGCAGCUUGGCUACCCUCAACCACAAGAAAUUGCGCGGUGA
Capsicum annuum is the source of this 273-nucleotide messenger RNA. Its product is annotated as cytokinin riboside 5'-monophosphate phosphoribohydrolase LOG3-like. Bases 1 to 273 code for a protein of 90 amino acids. Gene Ontology annotation, biological process: cytokinin biosynthetic process. NCBI's taxonomy places the organism in Eukaryota, Viridiplantae, Streptophyta, Magnoliopsida, Solanales, Solanaceae. Gene Ontology annotation, cellular component: nucleus; cytosol. Gene Ontology annotation, molecular function: hydrolase activity, hydrolyzing N-glycosyl compounds. The transcript has 2 exons. The record is from RefSeq and is a predicted model, not a curated record.